Messenger RNA from Dromiciops gliroides (monito del monte), 8314 nucleotides. It is a transcript of the gene TBC1D16, whose product is annotated as TBC1 domain family member 16. Gene Ontology annotation, cellular component: early endosome. Bases 420 to 2783 code for a protein of 787 amino acids. Gene Ontology annotation, molecular function: GTPase activator activity. NCBI's taxonomy places the organism in Eukaryota, Metazoa, Chordata, Mammalia, Microbiotheria, Microbiotheriidae. The record is from RefSeq and is a predicted model, not a curated record. The transcript has 13 exons. Gene Ontology annotation, biological process: activation of GTPase activity.
GGAGGGCGGGAGCCGGCACGGCCGUAGUGGCAGGAGGCAGGCCCUGCAGGCGGGCGGAUCCAGAGUCAGGCUGGAGAAGACCGCAGCGGAGUAGGGGGCGGGCCGGGGGGCCGGGCCUCGACUCGCCUUUGCUUGCCCGGUCUCCUCCCCGCCCGGCCCCGCCUCGUCUUUAGGGGAGGAGGCGGUGGCGCUGGCGGGACCCGAAAGCCGAGAGAGCCGGAGACGAGUCCGGCUCCGUACGUGGCCAGUCCCGGGGCAAAGCAGUAUGGGAUGCUAUCUCAAGUUAGAAAUUCAGCGACCAUCAUACCGUGUACCUCUACAAGCUCCUUGUGACAAUAUCCAUCUAUAAAGUGGCAGAUCUUUAACUUGGCUCUUGUUCUGGGUUGAAGCUUGUGGAUAAUGGAAACAUUCCCCUGGCAAUGUCUCUGGGGCGACUCCUUCGACGAGCCUCCUCAAAAGCCUCUGAUCUCCUGACCCUCAACCCCAGUGGCAGCGGUGGCCCUCCCUCCAUACUGGAUGGGGAGAUCAUCUAUUCGAAGAACAAUGUCUGUGUCCACCCCCUGCAAGUUCUGCAGGGCCUUGGGGAGCAUCACCCAGGUUACUUGUGCUUGUACAUGGAAAAGGAUGAACUUCUCGGGACCACACUCAUCCUUGCUUGGGUCCCUAACUCCAGGAUCCAAAGGCAAGAUGAAGAAGCCCUGCGCUACAUCACCCCUGAAAGCUCCCCUGUGCGCAAGGCCCCUAGCAAACGAAGCCGUCAUGCUCAGGGCUCUGGAGAGCCUCAUCAGCCCUCCCCCGUGGAACAAAGGGACCCUCUGACCCCCAAGGAUGAGGACAUCUUGGUGGUGGCCCAGAGUUUCCAAGAUACUGUCCACAUAAGCUCCUCAUUAGAAGAUGGGGAGAAGCUAUCCCAAGGCUUGGGGACAGACAGUCCUAUCCAAGCUACCCAGCCUGUCCAUAGUGACUCAGGAAUCUUAUCUACUGUCAGCUCUCAGGAUGAGCCAAAUAGGUCUGAAUUGUCAGUGGAUGGUACAGAGGAGGGUCGGGAGUUAAGGCCAGAGCCUGGAGAGGAGGAAGGCUCCUUAGAACUCUCUGCUGAUGACGUGAGCAGAGACAGUACUUUUGAUUCUGAUUCUGAUGCCUUUUCUUCACCCUUCUGCCUCUCGCCAAUAAGUGAAGCCCUUGCCGAGAGCAGCAGCUCGGUUUUUCUGGACAAUGAAAACAGAGAGACAUGUGACAAUCACAUGACCUGUUCUACCAGCUCCACCUCCAGCCUUGACACCAACCUUCAGUUCCCUGAGAACAGUGGCCAACUACAGAACUCCAAAUGGGAUGAGCAGCAGAAAGUGUUUGCCCUCGAACAGAUCUGUGGGGUGUUUCGGGUAGACUUGGGGCAGAUGAGGUCUCUCCGCCUUUUCUUUAGCGAUGAGGCCUGUACCAGCGGGCAGCUGGUUGUUGCUAGCCGAGAAAGUCAGUACAAGAUCUUCCAUUUUCACCAUGGUGGCCUGGACAAACUGUCAGAAGUUUUUCAGCAGUGGAAACACUGUACCGAGACUCAUCUCAAAGACCAGCAGGUCUCCAAUGAAAAGACUUGUAUGCAGUUCUCCAUCCGACGUCCCAAGCUUCCUUCUUCAGAGACCCACCCAGAGGAGAACAUGUACAAAAAGCUGGAUGUCUCCACGUGGCUUAACCACUUGAAUGAGUCUGGGCAGGUGGAAGAGGAAUAUAAGCUGCGUAAGGCCAUUUUCUUCGGCGGCAUUGAUGUGUCAAUCCGGGGCGAGGUCUGGCCCUUCCUGCUGCGCUAUUACAGCCAUGAGUCCACAUCCGAGGAACGAGAGGCACUGAGGGCGCAGAAGAGGAGGGAAUACUCAGAAAUCCAGCAGAAAAGGCUUUCAAUGACUCCAGAAGAACAGAGAGAAUUCUGGCGCCACGUGCAGUUCACUGUUGACAAAGAUGUGGUUCGGACAGACCGGAGCAAUCAGUUCUUCCGAGGAGAAGACAACCCAAAUGUGGAGAGCAUGAGGAGAAUUUUGCUGAACUAUGCAGUAUACAAUCCAACCAUUGGCUACUCCCAGGGCAUGUCAGACCUGGUGGCUCCCAUCCUGGCUGAGGUUCUAGAUGAAUCAGAUACCUUCUGGUGCUUCGUAGGUUUGAUGCAGAACACGAUCUUUGUCAGUUCUCCCCGAGAUGAUGAUAUGGAGAAACAGCUGCUAUACCUUCGUGAGCUGCUUCGGCUGACCCACCUGCGUUUUUACCAGCACCUUGUUUCUCUGGGGGAGGAUGGCUUACAGAUGCUUUUCUGCCACCGCUGGAUUCUUCUGUGUUUUAAACGAGAGUUUCCAGAUGCAGAGGCCCUGCGCAUGUGGGAAGCAUGCUGGGCCCAUUACCAGACAGACUACUUCCAUCUCUUCAUCUGUGUGGCCAUUGUGGUGAUCUAUGGUGAUGAUGUCAUCGAACAACAGCUGGCCACUGACCAGAUGCUUCUGCACUUUGGAAAUCUGGCUAUGCACAUGAAUGGGGAACUUGUACUCAGGAAGGCGAGGAGUUUGCUGUAUCAGUUUCGCCUCUUGCCCCGGAUCCCAUGUAGUCUACAUGACCUCUGUAAACUCUGUGGGACAGGCAUGUGGGAUAGUGGCUAUAUCCCUGCUGUGGAGUGUACCGGGCACCACCCUGAAUCUGAGAGCUGUCCCUAUGGUGGGACAGUGGAGGCACCUUCCCCAAAAUCUGCCAUUGAAGGCAAGAAGGGCCCAAAGACACGAGAGGUCUUCAAUUUCCGCAAAUAGGGACAGUUCAUAAAGCUGGAGAGGGGUUGGGGGGAAUGUUUCCAGGGGAAUUGUCUAAUUCAAGGUCAUUAGAAUUGGACAGGGGUAUAGGGUAGAAGAAAUGAAAAAUCAGUGUUUACCAGAAGUACCAUUGAAAAAAAUGGAGAAUAAACUUUUCUUUUUUAAUGACAGCAUCAGAAGCCAGGAAAAACAGAAUGAAGAUUUGACCACCAACUCAAAGAAUAUUCAAUUCUGUGACCGAGUGCCAGACUGGAGUCUCACUGCUAGGGCAUAGCAGAAAGACCUUUCUUGUUGCCUAUUUGCCUGUUUGAACUAAAGGAGUAAUUUUCCAGGAUAAUUCCCUUCCACCUCCAUCACUGGCCCAGAUUCAUUAGCAACUAAAUUUCAAACAUAGAAAGACAGAUAUGUAAGGAAGGCCAAGCAAGCUCAGCUUUCUGUGUUGGAAAACAUUUAAAUUAAGAGCAGUCCUCAGGUGAUAAAUCCUCAAGCUUCUCUUUCUCUCUCUCUCACACACACACACACACACACACACACAUAUACACACACAAACACAAUCAUCAUGCACAAAUUUUCCUUCUUGAAACCAAAACCUACUGCCUAAGUGACUUCCAGCCUGAGCCAUAAAGUUGUCACUAAAAACAGCCCAGUUGAUUUGUGGAUACUGGGACAGGGAUCUGGGGGGGUUUGUGGCUUUUCACAAAGAUACUACGAGCUUUUUAUACUCCCUCACGUGUGAAAGAAACUGCCUCCUCUUGAGCCUAAGCAAUAGGCUUCUGGAGAGCAUAUGAUUCAUCUCCUUUGGCUUCUUUCUGGGAGCUAACAAGUUUUCUAUAUAAGGGUUUUCUGCCAGGUUCAUUGCUUAGUCCCACCACAUACAGUAGCCAAAUGGUGUUUGAAUGGUUAGUUAAGAGUAUCUCAUGUGAUAGUGUGUGUGUCUAUAUAUGUGUGUGUGUGUGUGUGUGUGUGUGUGUGUGUGUGUGUGUGUGUGUAUCUGAGUCAUCGAAAAAAAAUGGAUUCAUUUAAGGGAAGUGACAACCCUCUGAGUAUUCCUCAAAAGUGUCUGGUGAUAGCUACUGCUGUGUGAAUCCUGGCUUCCAAAUAGCCAAAUAUUGUUACAUUUAAGUAGCCAGUGUUUAGGGCUGCCUCCACUUCUGGUGGAUGACCCGAAAUCCUUCCAACGUAUUUAUCCUCAUGAAGAGAUUAUGCUAGCUGUCCGUGCUAGAAUUUGGAGAUAGAAUGGUACGCAUGGCCUGUGAGAGUCCUUUAGGUCAUCCUGAAAAGGGAUAGAGUGCCAAGUCCCUUCUACUAAAAACCUCUGCUUGAAAUUGUGGACAAGCAGACUCACUCCUUGGAUGCUUUAGGCCUCUGAAUUCUUCCUCUUUCCAAACACUUCAGCUGAAUUAGCUGAAUUGUACCCUUUAAAAAGAUAUUUAUCAGCAAUAAAGAUAAAGUUACCAGCCUCUUCCCUUUUUAUCACACUCUACACUCCUUAAAUCCAAAAUCCACCAGCGUAGGGUAUCUUUUUAAGAAUAAAGGAAGAAAUUAAACUCAAAUUUCAAGUUUUCCUCCCAGAACUUUUCUGGGCAUACUGUCUUGGAAUCUUUAUUAGUAGAAUUCAGAUUUGGAUAAGGCUGUUAACAGAGUGAGGCCUUCGUCUCUUGCUAUUACCACUGGGGAAUAUGAGUCUGGAUAAGGUUGCAGUUGAACUUCUCUGUUGUAAGAGAGAGGACACACCAAUUAUAUUUAUUCCGUACUGGAAGAAGAUUCCCUUAGGACAUGUAACCAUUGAAUAUUGAUUCAAAUUGGGAGCUAGAAACACAAGAGCUCUUCAGCCAUAUUCCUCCUUCUCCACUGCCAUUGUUCUCUAGAAAGUCUCCUGAGAAGAGAGAACCCUUGGUUGUGCAGAAAUUGGUUCCAAAACACCUUCCAACUCUUUUGGUUUUCCCUAGGUCCCCACAAACGAACACAAAGGCUCCCUUCGUAAUUUGGCUCCCACCUCUUUUCCGCAUCAGGAGCACUUGUUUUCAUUGGUACCGUGUGCCUUCAAACUGCUGCCUUCAUGCAGCUGCAGGUUUCCAAUGACCCAGUGAUGGAGGAGGCUUGUUGGUAUGCCCAGACGGAAAGUAUUCAUUCUGAAUUCUGCCAAGUUCUCCAAAACCAUAACCACAGAACCCCAUUCUCUACAACCACUCAAACCAGCUGGCUGUUUCCCAUUAAGGGAAUGGAAACAAAGCGCCACCUGCUGUCUGCCUUUGUCAUUACUAUAUGGUUUACACUCUUAAGUUGCCCUUGUGGGUUGGGGUGGUUAGCCCACUGACAUUUUAGCCUGCCUGGAAAACAGCAAGGAUCUGUGGAUUCACUGCUGUGUUGAGCCCAGCAGGUUUGCCUAGAAAACAUUCUGAAUAUUUGCUGCUAUAGAGAGGCCUACAGAAAAGCUCCCUCUCACAACUUCCUUAAUCUGGAUGCAAUUAGGGGCAAACCAGUCAAAAACCCUGGAGCAGCUGUUGCCCCAGGUUUAUUCCCAUCCAGCAGAAGGCAUUAGGGUGAUAAUUCAGUCAUUAGACUUCUAGCCUUUCCACCAUCAGAAUGUGCAAAUAGGGGUUAAUAAGCCCUAUACCUCUAUUCUUAGCAAUGUAGCUUAUUUAACUCAUUUUUAAAAUGUUGCUUAAUUUUAUUGGCUGCCUUGUGCAUGCAUGCGCAUACUUAAAAAUUUCAAAGCCUUCUAACCCCACUAAUAAUUUCUGCCAUUGAUGUUACACAACGUAGUUUCAAUGCCCCUGGGAAGAGAAUGGUAACCUUUGAUGUGUGUGGGGAAGGGUAUGCCUAUGCAGAGGGGUGGAAGGUUUAUAGCAAGGAGACUUGUUUCUAUGAAAACUGAUUACUAUGCUAUUCAUAGAGCCCACAUUGGUGACACAGAGGAGAGAGCCAUCAGAAGUUGAGUGUUAACAGUCUAGAAGGAUGGUAAAAGAACUUUGCUGAGAUGAAGGACUUUGGGUUCCUUUGGAGUUGGAAAAAAGAAAGGACUCAUCUUGUUCUUGCUAAUUUGGAUACAUUGCUUGAAUUUUUCUUCUAGUCCUAGGUUAGAGAGACUCAUUCUGAAGUCACAACACUCUGGUUCCCCCUUUGAAAAGGUAGUAGGUCUCCAAUCUAUAGAUUUUCCUUAUGGAGUGUUCAUAGCAGAUCCUUCACUUUAUGUAAAGCACAGAUGAUCAUUUUGUGGGGCAUGUUCUCAAAAUACAGUCUGAGCUAGCCUCUGAAGCCCCUUGAGAUCGUAUGAUUCUGUCAGUUGCUAUUCCACUGAAUGCCUAAUUGGUCAUUUUGAAAAUUGAAUAGGAUAAAGGUCGAGAUUUUUUCCAUUUUAUUUUGUUUAUUUGGAACAUUGUCAUAAGGAUUGCUUUAAGACAGUUGCUGCAUUGUCCACAGGACUAGGGAAAAUCAGACUGGUUUUGAUAUCCGGAGGUUUACAUUCUACCAUGAGUGAGUAGCUGUAACAUCACCCAUGCUGAUUAGUAGUAGAGCUUAUUCAUGUGCUCUCGUUCCAAUUUUAUACCAAGCAUCAUUUGACUGUAAAGUUCUGGGUAAAGGGAAAGCAUAUGUAAAUGCUGAUAGGAAUAGAGAAGUUGGGGAAGGACCUGAGGUUCCUAGGUCUCCGUAGGUGGUUCUUAUGAAUCAGUUAUUUGUGAGACUAGGAUCAGUCUCAUUUUUUGCAAUGUAAGAACUUCACUGAGAAAGGGGAAGGCAAAAAGCAAAGUCCAGUCUGAAUAGGCAGUCAGGAAUAUUCAGAAAUAAGAAUGACUCAGGAUUGUGUGAGAUUCAUUUCUGGAACAUAAAUUAUUCUAGAAGAGUGGGCCACAGAAUCAAUAUUUGGGGCAGGAGGGGAAUCUAACACAACUUCAUAUGUUAGAAAACUAGGAGGCUUAGGAAGAGAGAGUAAGUCCGGAAUAGUUACAGCACUGAAAUCGAAGGGAGCUCGGCUCCUGGCUGCUUCAUUUGGCUGUGUUUUCACCCCACCUCCCCCUAUUCAGUGACUGCCAGUGGGCAUUAGUAGGACUGCCCUGGACUUAUGAGUAACAGAGAAUGGAGUGUCCUGUUUGCAGUGCACAAGCCUCCUGGUAAACAAGGUCAAGUCCAAGACCUAUGCUAACCAAUCACUGGUGAACUUAUUCAGGGAUCUCUGUGAACUGCCUCCCAAAGCAGGAGGGCGGGGGAGUACCUUGUAUUGGGACUGAAUUCUCUCUUUUACAUAAGGAAUGCAAAGCAGUUCUCAAGGAAGGACCUGAACCAGCUCCCCAGGCAAGUGGUGGAUUCUCCUUCCUUGGAAGGAGUGCUGAACUUGCAGCUGCUUCCAUUGAGCCUGAUUAAAGACUGCAUGUGGCCUCAGAAGGGGGCAGUUAUUAAAUCGCCUAAAGAACUUAUUUUGUUUUCUCUUUAAGCGUGUGAGGACUAUAAACAGUAUUCACCACAACCCAGAUCUCAUAGACUUCCACUCAGGGAAGAAGGCCAUUUGACAUCAGUGUUAGUAGAACUGGGUUUAAGACAGAGUCGUGAUCUAGAGCCAAGAGCGUUGGUCUCAUUCCACCACCAUUACCUUAGUGUGUGUUUGAAACUGGGGUGCAUAUCACCUUUUGGCCUCAGCUGUCUCAACAAAAUGAGGGUAACUUUACUUUUCACACAUCCUUCUUUCUGCGCUUCCUCUCCCUCAAACAUACACAUACCUUAUAGGACUGUUCAAAGAUAAGUGAAUAUACACGUGAAUCUCUGAGAGAAAGGUACUAAAUAAGCUGGACUUCCUCAAUUGUACUGUUACAGACUUUGCAAGGUGAUGAUUUCAGAACUCUUUAUGCUAUGAAUUGGAUGGAUGGAAGAUCAUUUAUGAAGUGCUUAUUAUGUGCCAAGCACUGUUCUAAAGAUACAAAUAAGUAAAGAUAGGCUUUGUCCUCGAGUUUACACUCUAAAUGAGAGUGGUAGACAGGGUGGAGUCCUUUGGGUCCAAAAGUUAUGGCAUGAUAUGGGGCCAUAGGGAAGUAAAUUGACACACCCCAUUCUGGAACAAUGGCAGAUUUGAUUUGAAGGAGGCUCUUGGUCCCUGAAUGGGAAAAUGGGGUUGUUGGGACUGUUCUGAAGUAGUGAUCCAAGAGAGAUAGUCCCUGAUGAGGAGGUGGGGGAGGGGGUCCUUUAAGAGAGAAAAGACUUUAGAGAUCAUCCAAACCCCUAAUUUUUUAAGAUGAGGAAAUACAUCUGUGAAGAGAAGGGACUUGAUCCUGGGCCUCACAGAAAAUUAGUAGAAAAGCUGGAAUUAGAACCUAGGCUCUUGUCGGGUUUAUCUUUGCAUCCUUUGCCUCUAGCUCUAUACCUUGUAUAUAGCAAGCACUUAAUGAGUAUCUGUUGAUUUGAAAGCAGUUGAACUUUGUCUUUUACCCAGUGCUGGCAACUGGUGCUUGAAAAGCCAGAUCCUAUUUGAGGUUUUUGAACCCAGUUGCCAGUAUUGUUCUCCUGGCCCUGGUUGGUCAAAUCUAGUCACAAUAUGGAUA